This is a messenger RNA of Rotaria socialis, 1089 nucleotides long. The record is from the annotation of a GenBank genome assembly. NCBI's taxonomy places the organism in Eukaryota, Metazoa, Rotifera, Eurotatoria, Philodinida, Philodinidae.
AUGACGCAUAAUACACUCGCCAAUAAAUCACGGUUUCAUAUUGACCCUCAAGAAUUUGAAGGUAAUCGAAUUCAUGGUAUUAUCCAAAUCGAACCUGAAGAAGCUCGAAAAACGAUUGAAAACCUGAGAUUGAUCGUUGAUGAUUGUAGCGAACAUGUAUUUGAUAGUAAAUGUAAAUGUAUAACAGCAUCUGGUUUUGAUACAACGAAAAAUGAGAACAUGUCGUUCCAUAUUGAAGCAGUGUGCAAAGAUAAACCAACAACAAGUAAACUGUCUAAUAAACAUACCCUUUCAAUGAUCGAUAAAUUUUCUUCGUUCCUACCAAUUAUAAGCUUAGAAUGGAGCUCUUCACAAGCCGAUCUUAUUGUUAAAUGGUAUCGCCCUGAUGGUUUGAAAGUUAAACAAUAUAUUAUUAUUUUGGACACAAAGGAAGUAUAUUUUAUGCGUAAACCAUUAGAAAAAAACCUCUAUGCAGUUUCUAUCGGUAGUUUCGCGCCUCAAAAAAAGCCUGUUCAGCACACCAUUAAUAUAAAGGCAAUACUUGAGAACGAUGAACACGUAGAACUAUCAGCUCCACUUAGCUUUACUGUGCCUGAUAAGUGCCAUAAAAAAGAUAUGCAAAUUAUACAAGUCUCUCAAGAAAAACAUGAACAUCAUGAUUUAAAAAAAUUUAAUUCUGAGAAUAAAAGCACGAACAAACAAGCACAGCAGACGUCAAGACCACAAGUGGCUAAGCACCCAAUAAAAACGCCAGAAGUUUUUACACCAUUACAAAAUCAAACUAAACAGAACCGAAGUUCUGGCAAAGAGCCGAUAAUACUUUCCUGUGGUUGUCAUGAACCACACAAAUAUUUUCCCGGAAUAGAGCAUUACCUUAACAUAAACACCAAAGAGUCAUCAAUAUUGUCGCUUUCUCAAAAACAACCAACGCACAAUCAUAAGGAAACCAACGUUCAAGAUCGAAGAAAUAAAAAUUCUAAUAAAGCAAACAUCGCUGAUGAUAAUGUACACUCUACAAACAAAGAGAACAAUGAUCAUGAUGAUGAUGAUGAUGUAGUUGCUACAAAUAUUUUUGAUAUGUCGCAAUGA